This is a messenger RNA of Sordaria macrospora k-hell, 1059 nucleotides long. RefSeq lists its product as uncharacterized. The record is from RefSeq and is a predicted model, not a curated record. Gene Ontology annotation, cellular component: mitochondrial inner membrane. Lineage: Eukaryota; Fungi; Ascomycota; Sordariomycetes; Sordariales; Sordariaceae.
AUGUCGUUUACCCUCACCAUCCGCGCUGGGCCUGCGCGCCUGGCUUCGCGGAUUCCCGAGUUCGCAAAGGCCUCGAGCGGUCCUGCCGCCGCCAUCCGGGCUUUCCACAAGUCUGCGCCCCAGACCACCAAUUUCUUCACCUCGAGGACGACCGCUCCCUCGCUCAUCGCCCAGAAGCCCGCUGCCAACGGCCUCCUCGCUCGUCUCCAGGGCGCCCGCCGCGGUUACCAGUACCAGUCUCACUCCCAGCCCCAGCAGGACAAUGGCCUGUUGAUGCGCAAGCUCCUCGUCGGCGGCGCCAUGGUCGGUGGCACCUGGGUUACUCUGCAGUUCAUGUUCAACCGGGAGACUCGCGCGGACGGCGGCAUGCCCGCUUUCGAGAGUUCGUACCUCAACAGGACCUUCAUGCACACUGGACUCGGCAUCGGCAUCAUCGGUCUGUCGGCCUACCAGAUGCUCCAGACUGGUUUCACCUAUCGUCUCAUGGCUACCAACCCUUGGGUUGUCGCUAUCGGUGGUCUCGCUCUCUCUUUCGGUUCCAUGCUUGCUACUCGCGCCAUUGACGCUGACAACUACAUUCCCAAGUAUGCCUGCUGGACCCUCUUCAACGCCACCCAGGCCGCCUUUGUCGCUCCUCUCCUCGCUAUGGCUCCUCCCGCUCUCCUCGCUCGCGCCGGUCUCUACACUCUCGCCAUGAUGGGCUCCAUCUCCUUCAUCGGUGCCACUGCCAAGCAGGAGAAGUACCUCUACAUCGGUGGUCCUCUCCUCGCUGGUGCUGCCAUUGUCGCCGUCUCUGGUUUCGCUCCUCUCGUCCUCCCCGCCACCGCCGUCCGCACCCUCGCCUUCACUGAGAGCCUCUGGCUCUAUGGUGGCCUUGCCGUUUUCGGUGGCUUCACCCUCUAUGAUGUCCAGAAGGUUCUCUACCACGCUCGUCUCGCUCAGGCUGGUGUCAUCAAGGAGGAUCCCGUCAACGAGUCCAUUUCGCUUGAGCUCGACUUCCUGAACAUCUUUGUUCGCAUGGUCCAGAUCCUCAUGAUGCAGCAGAACCGCAGGAAGUAA